This is a messenger RNA of Eleginops maclovinus (Patagonian blennie), 3025 nucleotides long. It is a transcript of the gene cyp24a1, whose product is annotated as 1,25-dihydroxyvitamin D(3) 24-hydroxylase, mitochondrial. Gene Ontology annotation, molecular function: iron ion binding; heme binding; oxidoreductase activity, acting on paired donors, with incorporation or reduction of molecular oxygen. Bases 164 to 1705 code for a protein of 513 amino acids. The record is from RefSeq and is a predicted model, not a curated record. The transcript is spliced from 12 exons. Gene Ontology annotation, cellular component: mitochondrial inner membrane. Gene Ontology annotation, biological process: cholesterol metabolic process; C21-steroid hormone biosynthetic process; cortisol metabolic process. Lineage: Eukaryota; Metazoa; Chordata; Actinopteri; Perciformes; Eleginopidae.
AUUGGUUCAGUGCACGGCAGGAAUAUACACACUCAGGGUAUAUAUAGUGCGGUAAGGUGUGACACUUCCAAGAAACGAGAAACCCCCAAGAUUAUAAAGAAGAGCUGCGGUUGAACAUUAGAUAAUUCAGCUAUUUUUUAAGGGGAAAAAAAUCGAAUUGAGGAUGAGGGCUCAGAUCCAAAAAGUUCCUCAGAUUGUUGAGUUUCUGAAAAAGAAGUCUGUGGGACUGCAGCACUUCAAACCCACAUCCUCAGUGUGUGUGCUGGAGGAGAAGGAUGCUGUGGAGGCUGUGCGCUGCCCUCACGCUGCCUCCAGGGCGCACAGCCUGGACGCAAUCCCGGGACCCACUAAGUGGCCGCUCGUCGGCAGCAUGUUUGAACUUCACCGGAAAGGAGGUCUUAACAGGCAACACGAGGCUCUGGUUGAUUAUCAUAAGCAAUUUGGGAAGAUCUUCCGGAUGAAGCUGGCCUUUUUUGAUUCGGUGAACAUCGGCUCACCUUGCUUGCUGGAGUCGCUUUACAGGAAGGAGGGCAAGUACCCGCAGAGACUGGAGAUCAAACCCUGGACAGCAUACAGAGACCUGAGAGACGAGGCGUACGGACUGCUCAUUCUAGAGGGGAAAGACUGGCAGAGGGUGAGGAGCGUUUUCCAGCAGAAACUCAUGAAACCGACAGAGGUGGUGAAGCUUGACCGCAAAAUAAAUGAGGUGUUGAUGGACUUCAUGGGGAGAAUUGGACAAAUAAACGUCAGUGGAAGGAUUAAAGACCUUUACUUCGAGCUAAACAAAUGGUCUUUUGAGACAAUCUGCCUCGUCCUCUACGACAACAGAUUUGGUCUCCUGCAGAAGGAAGUCAACGAGGAGGCCAUGAACUUCAUCACCGCCGUGAAAACAAUGAUGAGCACGUUUGGCAUGAUGAUGGUCACACCGGUGAAGCUCCACAAGAGCCUCAACACCAAAAGAUGGCAGGUCCACACGGAAGCAUGGGACCGCAUCUUUAGCACAGCAAAAGUCUACAUAGACAGGAGGCUGAAGAACAAUGCUGCCAGAGCUCCUGAUGACUUGAUCGGUGACAUCUUACACCAAAGUAACCUCUCUAAGAAGGAGCUGUACGCAGCCAUCACAGAGCUGCAGAUCGGAGGAGUCGAGACGACUGCCAACAGUAUGCUGUGGGUUAUUUUCAACCUGUCACGUAACCCAGGCGCCCAGAGAAAGUUGUUGGAGGAGAUCAGAGAGGUGGUGGCUCCCGACCAAGACCCUUGUGGCGAGCACAUCAAGAACAUGCCCUACCUAAAGGCCUGCCUCAAAGAGUCCAUGAGGUUAUCACCGUCAGUCCCGUUCACCAGCAGGACUAUGGACAAAGACACUGUGUUGGGAGAUUAUGCCAUUCCCAAAGGGACAAUCGUUAUGAUAAACAGCCAUGCAAUGGGCUCAAACGAGGAAUACUUUGAGGAAGGGAAGCAGUUCAAACCUGAGCGCUGGCUACGGGAGAACAACAACAUCAACCCCUUCGCCCACGUCCCCUUCGGCAUCGGAAAGAGGAUGUGCAUCGGCAGACGGCUUGCAGAGCUGCAGCUACAGCUGGCGAUGUGCUGGUUGGUCAGAGAAUAUAAGAUUGUUGCAACAGAUAAUGAGCCGCUCAACGUGAUCCACUCAGGAGUUUUGGUUCCCGAAAGAGAACUUCCUGUUGCCUUCAUCAAGAGAUAAUGCUCCAUAUUCAACUCUUGUGGAUGUAGUGAGAGGAAGAUGAUACCUCUGUUGCCAUGGCACUGAUGAUCCAGUGACUCCCUGUAUUGCUGGACUGUAAAUAGAAACAUAAGAAACAAAAAUGAUUAUACAUGUUAUCAUGCCAUACAUACCUCAAACUUAUUUAAAACAAUUACUUAUUACUGAUGAUGACUGACCAAAAUACCAGUUUUGUGCAAAUUAAAUAUUGUACCAAGCAGCUGUGUAUGUAAAUGUAUAAUUAUUAUUUUUCCUUGUUUAAUAACUUAUAUCUUAUAUCGCCUAUUUACAUUUAAAUAUAUAUAGGUCUUUUUUUUUCAUUGUGUAUAUAACGUACCUUUAUGAUAUUGUUAUAUUGUAUAUAUACAUAUAUAUAUAUAUAUAUAUAUAUAUAUGUAUAUAUAUAUAUAUAUAUAUAUAUAUAUAUAUAUAUUUAAAUGUAAUAUAUGUGUAAUAUUGUUUUAUGUAGAGACAUAUUUUGUUCACUGAAAUAAAAUACACUCAUAAAUGUAUAUUUUGGUGCAUUGCCAAUACUUGGUAUUAUGGGUGAUUAGACUUUUUACAGCUUGAGUACAGAGCUAAAUAAACAGUUAAAAAGCUUAGUAUUCCUGCCCAGGUCUGUUUUCUCUAUCAAACAAGCUCUGUUUUUUUUCAAUCUGAUGCUGGAUUAAACUAAGGAUAACUAUAGCUAAUCUGUACUUUUUCAAGUCAAAUAAAUCUAAAUAUUUUCAGAUCAAAAAGUUUGAUUAAAUGCUUUCAAAUGAUGUGAAACGGUCACUUGUGUUUAGCAUAAUGUCUUUCUGUGUAGCUUGUGACUCUUAAAAUGAAGAAUUGUCUGCUGGUGACCAAGUUCUGGCCUCAAGAGCUUUUUCUCUUCAGAAAGAUUUUUUCAGGCAUGAAAAGUUAAAGUGUGCAGGAUUUGACAUACAAUUGUCUUUCUUAUAUAUUUUUUUGACACUAAUAAAAGGUUUUCAUUAUAUAUUUUUAAAUGUAAUCAUAAACUUAUUGAAACCGGGAUUUUUGAAAAGAAGUGAUGAGAUUUCUAACAUGUUGUGUUGCCAUUAACCUCUGGAAUUCAACAUUAUAAAAAAAACAAUGGUUGUAAUGAAAGUACAUGUAAAAAAUGUAAUAUGAUACAAAAAUAUAUAUUAGAGGCUCCAGCUCUGUUGAAUGUCUGUUAUGUCGUAAUUAAAUAGAUUAAAAAUCCAAAUAUAUUUUUAAAAUGAAUGCAGGCAGAAAUGACAGAAAGAGUGUAAACAAAAUAUUAAUGUACAAUAAAAAUAAAACAUUUGGAAAAAGGAA